This is a messenger RNA of Macrosiphum euphorbiae (potato aphid), 588 nucleotides long. The record is from the annotation of a GenBank genome assembly. Lineage: Eukaryota; Metazoa; Arthropoda; Insecta; Hemiptera; Aphididae.
AUGAAAAAUCAAACUAGAGGCGUCGAUUAUCUUGAUGUGAUAACUAAUUUUCUUGACGACAAUGAUAUUGAUAUUGAAAAAUUGGUUUGUGUGUGCACCGAUGGAUGUCCAUCGAUGACCGGGUGUGAAAAGGGAUUUAUUUCUCUGUUGAAAAAAAAAUAUAAUUUAACAAAUAUCUUGUCAUUUCAUUGCAUUAUUCACCAAGAAAACUUGGCAGCACGCGUCUCUAUUCCAGAAGUGGAUUUAGUGAUGAAAAACGUAAUAAAUAUUAUUGAAUUAAAAAAUGAUACAAAUCUCGAAGCUAUUUUCAAAGAGAAGAGAGAACAAAAAGAAUACAUAGAAUUUUGGAAUUUAGUGCCAGGAAAAUACAAAACCCUACAAAAAUGUGCCCACUUUUUGAUGACAAUGUUCACAUCAACAUAUCUAUGUGAAACUUCAUAUUCAAAAAUGAAAUAUGCAAAGAAUGUGUACAGAAAUCGGCUUACUGAUUCACAUCUUGACGACUUGUUAAGAGUAGCAUGCAGCAACUACAAACCAGAUAUGUCCAAAAUAGUGAAAAAACUAUCUCAAUUUCAAAAUUCACACUAA